AGGACUUGAUAGAGAACAGACACUUCAGUUUCUCCUCAAAAAGUUUGAAACCCGCGACCGGGCGGCGAACCAUCCCCAGUUCCCCACUCGGAUCCGCCGCCCCCACCACCGAAGAGCUCCGAAGAGCCGGAAGCAGGAGCGAGACGAUGGAAGGCAGCGACGAUGCCGCGGAGGCGGCGCUGGGGCUGAGCCCGCAGCUCUUCGUCGACGAGAUCCUCGACACCAUCGGCGAGGUCCGCGCAGAGGCCUUCGACUACUGCCUCCAGGAAGCGGCCGCCCCUGGGGUCCUCGGCGCCACCAAGGCAGCCCAGAAGGCCGCGGAGCUCGAGCGGGGAUUAGAUGCCAUUUGUCAUGUCGUAAAGGAUGUACUGGACAAGAGAAUGACGUUCUGGGAAAAAUACUGCCUUCAGCAUUGCUUCACUGUACCCGAAGGUUUUAGGGUGCCUGAAGAUGAUAAUUCCUGUGCAAAAAAUUCACAGAAAGAUGGGACUUCUGAUUCAGAUUUGGAUGUGGAAUUUGAUUCCUUAAGGAGAAAGGUUGAAAGUGCCAACACAGAAUCUGAAAAUCUUCAGAGAGAGUUGUCCUCAUUGGAAAGGCAAACUACAUACAAAAGAAAACUUGAUUCCUCUAUUGCUGAAAUACAGAAGUUGUUUGAAGGCAAAUCUGUGCAAAAGAAUUUUGAAGAUCUCGCGAAGGCAAUACCAAUAUUGCAGCAGAAAAUAAUGGGAAUGAAAAAGAAAAGGACUGAGACUGGGAGCUUGGUAGAUCAACAGGUUUGGAGCAUGAACGGUCUGAGAGACAGCAAGCAUCUAGCAUUGGAUCAGGGUUUUAUUGCACGCACUGAAGACAUUCAAGAGAUCAUCAAUAUCUUACAGAACGAGUAGCUUGCAGUUUCGUGCGGCCUGCACCUAUCAGAAUGUCAACUAUUGGUCGCAUUACAGUAUCAGAAUUUAAUUUUGUGUAGCUACCUUCUCACUAGCUGCCUGUGUGAUGUGACACUCAACUACGGAUAUGGUGAUGGGAUAUUUUUAGUUAGCAUCAGUGAGACUCAUUUCUGCGAUAAAUCCAAAUACCUUUAUGUUUAA
Messenger RNA from Phragmites australis (common reed), 1085 nucleotides. RefSeq names its product protein MIS12 homolog. The transcript has 7 exons. Gene Ontology annotation, cellular component: chromosome, centromeric region; nucleus. The coding region runs from base 147 to 884 and encodes 245 amino acids. The record is from RefSeq and is a predicted model, not a curated record. NCBI's taxonomy places the organism in Eukaryota, Viridiplantae, Streptophyta, Magnoliopsida, Poales, Poaceae. Gene Ontology annotation, biological process: mitotic cell cycle; mitotic sister chromatid segregation; kinetochore assembly.